AGCCCAGCCCGGGGCGCCGCCGCCCGGAGCCUCCCCGCCACCGCCCCGGGGUGCGCGCGGCGCAGACAUGAACACCAGCGACGCCAAGGAGUACCUGGCCCGCAGGGAAAUCCCUCAGCUGUUCGAGAGCCUUUUGAAUGGACUGAUGUGUUCUAAGCCUGAAGAUCCAGUAGAGUACUUGGAAACUUGUUUACAGAAAGUAAAGGAAUUAGGUGGCUGUGACAAGGUGAAAUGGGACACAUUUGUCAGCCAGGAAAAGAAGACCUUACCUCCACUAAACGGGGGACAGUCGCGGAGAUCCUUUCUAAGAAAUGUAUUGCCUGAAAAUUCAAAUUUUCCAUAUCGGCGGUAUGAUCGGCUCCCUCCAAUCCACCAAUUUUCUAUAGAAAGUGACACAGAUCUCUCGGAGACUGCAGAGCUAAUUGAAGAGUAUGAGGUUUUUGAUCCUGCUAGACCUCGACCAAAAAUCAUUCUUGUCAUAGGGGGUCCCGGAAGUGGAAAAGGUACUCAGAGUUUGAAAAUUGCAGAGCGCUAUGGAUUCCAGUACAUUUCAGUGGGAGAAUUACUGAGAAAGAAAAUCCACAGCGCCAGCAGCAACCGAAAGUGGAGCCUCAUUGCCAAGAUCAUUACGAACGGAGAACUGGCCCCGCAGGAAACAACGAUUACGGAGAUAAAACAAAAGUUGAUGCAAAUACCCGAUGAAGAGGGAAUCGUUAUUGAUGGAUUUCCACGUGAUGUUGCCCAAGCGCUGUCUUUUGAGGACCAAAUCUGUACCCCCGACUUGGUGGUCUUCCUGGCCUGCGCCAACCAGAGGCUGAAAGAGCGGUUACUGAAGAGGGCGGAGCAGCAGGGGCGGCCUGAUGACAACCUGAAGGCGACACAAAGGAGACUCGUGAACUUCAAGCAGAACGCCGCACCUUUGGUUAAAUACUUCCAGGAGAAGGGGCUCAUCAUGACCUUUGACGCCGACCGAAAUGAGGAUGAAGUAUUCUACGACAUCAGCCUGGCCGUUGACAACAAGUUGUUUCCAAACAAAGAGGCUGCAGCAGGUUCAGGGGACUUUGACCCUUCCAUGCUGUUGGACCCUGGAGACAUCAUAGAUCCAGAAUCUGAUUAUGAAGACCAGAAUGACGGCCCGGUGAACGUGUUUGCAGAGAACACCGAGGGAGGUCUCGUGGAAGAUCUGAGGAAAUGUAAAAUUAUCUUCAUGAUGGGUGGCCCGGGCUCCGGCAAAGGCGCGCAGUGCGAGAGGCUGGCGGCCAAGUACGGCCUGGCGCACCUGUCGCCCGGGCGGCUGCUGCGGGCCGAGCUGGCGGCGAACUCGGAGCGAAGCCGGCGGAUCCGGGCCCGCGUGGAGCGCGGCGAGCAGGCGCCCCCGGCCGUCAUCUUGGAGCUGCUGCAGGAGGCCAUGGCCGCCAGGCUUGGCGACACGCACGGCUUCCUGAUCUCCGGCUUUCCGGGGGGGCUAAAGCAAGGGGAGGAGUUCAGCCGCCAGGUCGGGGACCCGCACUUGGUCAUCUGCAUGGACUGCUCGGCGGACACCAUGACCAGCCGCCUUCUCCAGAGGAGCCCAGGCAACGCGGCCCCAGAGGACGCCGCCAAGACGGUGGCCAAGCGCCUGGAGACCUACUACCGGGCCUGCCUGCCGGUCCUGGCCCACUACGAGGGCACGACGCAGCUGAGAAAGAUAAACGCUGAGGGAACUCCAGAAGAGGUUUUUCUUCAACUCUGCAAGGCUAUUGACUCUGUUUUCUGAAGGCGAGAAAGCAUGGAUGCAGAGGAGCGGAGAGAGAGGAGCGCACUCACUGGUCCAUCCCUUGACACCAUCUGUGUCCUGCGUCCCCCAAAUCCCACCGGCACUGUCUGCUCCCCCCGGGCUUGUGCGGGAGGUGUCUGGGGCCAUGCAUGGUGCAGUAGGGGUGUCAGCCCCAUCCUCAGGCAGCGAUGGCUGUCCUCGCCCCAGUACGCACGCUUUUUUGUUGUGACCCAGUAGCGUGGUGCCGUGACAGCUGCGCCCCAGUUCUUGCUUGGAGUCUGGUCAUCCGGUUUAGUCUCAUCAAAAGGGGGCCAGCACCCCCAGCCCAUCACACCCCUCUUCUCCUCCCAGGAUUCCCUGGGGACCCGUGCCCGCCCACUAUGGCUGGAGCCCCGGGGUCCCACAGGGCCAUCAGGUCAGCCUCGUGUGGAAGAAACUAAAAUGGGAAACUGCACAGCUACGCCAACAUGGCAAGACCUGGGCUGGUCACCCGUCACUUCCUGCACUUAGGGAACUGGCUCCUGGGAAUGCUGUCUUGUGAAUGGCUGGGAGAGCUGGAGCAAUUGUGUGCCGUAGUCUCCUCUCUACCUGGUCCUGCGUUUCAGCAGUUAUAAAUUACGUCAGUGACCUAGAGUAAUUCGAAGCAUGGAUGAUUUGUUAUUUCAUUCACUGGACAAGGGCCACCUUAUCGUUUUGGUUUUCAGUGUCCACCCACUCGCCCAGCGGGUGAGCAGAGGCAGUGACGAGCAGCUGCGGGGGGAGGGGCAUGUCAGCAAGCAGGUGUUUUGCAGAUACCAGUGUUGUAUUCAUCUCACCCGGGCCCCCCAGGGGCUUGCAAACCUUGUAGCACACCGGUGAGGUCUGGCUCUUUUGUACUCAGUUGUGAAAUCAGAGCUUCUGUGUCCUGUGGAAAUAACUGCACCGCUCUCUUGGCCACUACAGAAGACCGUGGUUUCGGUUUGCAUGGUUUUUCCUUCCAUCAUUGUGCAAAUACGGAUCCAUUUCCAGGACAGAAUUGUAUUUUUAAAGUCUUUUUUUUUUUUCUUGAAAUGGGUAUGUACAAAUAAAAUAAAUGGAAGCCA
Molecule: messenger RNA, 2838 nt
Organism: Chinchilla lanigera (long-tailed chinchilla)
Lineage: Eukaryota; Metazoa; Chordata; Mammalia; Rodentia; Chinchillidae
Gene: Ak5
Product: adenylate kinase 5
Biological process (GO): nucleoside triphosphate biosynthetic process
Cellular component (GO): cytoplasm; cytosol
Molecular function (GO): nucleoside diphosphate kinase activity; ATP binding
Source: RefSeq, a predicted model, not a curated record